AUGCCUCAAGUCGAUUCAAAACACGCCCAACGUUUCCAAGAACUCGUCAAUCAACCCAUUGAUGAACAAUGUGAAUUCUUUUUGAAGAGUUUCAUCUUUGCUUUGGGUGAUGAUUGGCCAGAAGUUGUCAAACUCUCAACCUCUUUUAAAAAGUAUAUUGCUGAUGCUAGCACUAGUACUGCUUUCCAAGGACAAUUGGAUGAAGCCCAAGCUGCUGACUUUUUACAAAAGAAUGGUCGUACUCGUACUGCCACUCAACGUCGUGAUGAAAUUCGUGACAUUGAUCUUGAUUUUAACAAACACAUUGCUUUCCUUGAAUAUUUGCUUCUUCACUACAAGCACAUGAUUUUACAAGAAUAUUACAAGAGACACACUGAACUUGAUGCUCCAAAGGAACAUUUAGAAAACUUUGCAAUUGGUGUGACCGGUGUUGGUUAUGCCUUGUUAGAAGAACUGUUCACAAUGCCAGAAGGAAUGAAUGAAGAAUUGGAAAAGGCCAUUUCUGAAUUCUAUGCUGCUAAACGUGAACGUGAAAAUAAGUUGAAAGACCUCGAAGUCAAGUCACACGGCGAGGGUGUUGGUGCAUUGCGAGCCAAGAAUGAACUUGCACAAAUGGAAGCUCAAGAUCAAACAGAGACAAACAAAUUAGAAAUGACAUUAAAUGCUGCCAAGAGAAAGGCCAUGAAACAUAGUGGAAGUGAAGCAUUGGCUCAAAAGAAGAAACAACAAGAAGAAGAGGAAAAGAAAAAGUUAAUGGAAGGAAGACAAAAGAUGAAGGAAAGAUCUGCAUUGUGGGAACAAAAGUAA
Messenger RNA from Naegleria lovaniensis, 807 nucleotides. RefSeq lists its product as uncharacterized. Gene Ontology annotation, biological process: parallel actin filament bundle assembly; actin crosslink formation. The coding region runs from base 1 to 807 and encodes 268 amino acids. The record is from RefSeq and is a predicted model, not a curated record. NCBI's taxonomy places the organism in Eukaryota, Heterolobosea, Eutetramitea, Acrasida, Naegleriidae. Gene Ontology annotation, molecular function: actin filament binding. Gene Ontology annotation, cellular component: cortical cytoskeleton. The transcript has 2 exons.